Molecule: messenger RNA, 897 nt
Organism: Fusarium mangiferae
Lineage: Eukaryota; Fungi; Ascomycota; Sordariomycetes; Hypocreales; Nectriaceae
Product: putative citrate transport protein, mitochondrial
Exons: 5
Coding region: 1-897 (298 amino acids)
Biological process (GO): mitochondrial citrate transmembrane transport
Source: RefSeq, a predicted model, not a curated record
AUGGCGUCGACAACACAAACAGGCGAAAAGAAGAAGCAGCCCAGUCCCUUGCGAUCCAUCAUCGCUGGAUCGACUGCCGGCGCCAUUGAGAUUGCUAUUACCUACCCCGCUGAGUUUGCAAAGACAAGGUCGCAGUUGAACCGGCGGUUAGCUGAAGGACAGAAGCUCCCUUGGCCGCCUUUCGGCAAGCAGUGGUAUGCUGGAUGCACCACUCUCAUCAUUGGCAACGCAGCCAAGGCUGGAAUCCGAUUCGUUGCGUUUGAUCAGUACAAGGCGCUUCUUGUCGACGAGAAUGGCAAUCUUUCUGGGCCUCGUACUGUCCUUGCUGGUUUCGGUGCCGGAGUCACAGAGUCAUUGCUUGCUGUGACUCCCACUGAGAGUAUCAAGACCACUCUUAUCGACGACCGCAAGUCCGCUAAGCCUCGAAUGCGCGGCUUCCUGCACGCCGUCCCCAUCAUCGCCCGUGAACGUGGUCUCCGGGGUUUCUUCCAAGGAUUCGUCCCCACGACCGCUCGACAAGCUGCCAACAGCGCAACACGCUUCACCGCCUAUAACUUCUUCAAGCAAAUGGCCGAGUCAUACACAGCACCUGGUGAGAAGCUCGGUGCUGUUGGGACUUUUGCAAUUGGUGGUUUGGCUGGUUUGAUCACUGUAUAUGUAACGCAACCGCUCGAUACUAUCAAGACACGCAUGCAGAGUAUCGAGGCGAAAAAGACAUAUGGCAACAGCUUCAAGUGCGCGACGACCAUCUUCAAGCAGGAGGGUGUUCUGACGUUCUGGAGCGGCGCGCUGCCACGAUUGGCGAGGCUGGUGGUUUCUGGAGGAUUGGUGUUUACUGCCUAUGAGCAGAUCCAAGUGUGGUUUAACAAGAUAGAUCCGGAUGAGAAGUACAUCUAG